Messenger RNA from Ochlerotatus camptorhynchus, 3692 nucleotides. RefSeq names its product Ecdysone-inducible gene E1 (gene ImpE1). The record is from RefSeq and is a predicted model, not a curated record. Bases 1088 to 3544 code for a protein of 818 amino acids. The transcript has 7 exons. NCBI's taxonomy places the organism in Eukaryota, Metazoa, Arthropoda, Insecta, Diptera, Culicidae. Gene Ontology annotation, molecular function: protein binding.
UCGGUCUGAUGUGCGCUUGAGCAGGUCUUUGCAGAAGAAAAUUUCAAUCUCGCGUGUGAUUCAUUCGUCUGAGUCUGAGUACAUCAUCCGUUAGAGCACGUGAACGCGCGAAUUUGAACGAUAUCUACUUGUGUGAGCUCCCGUAUUGAUUCCGGCCUUCUCAACCGAAUGAUGUCUGUUCAGAGUUAUUAGAGGAAGGAAAAUUGGCGGAAUUAACUUUCUGAUUUAUUCUGCUUGCACUGGCUCGGGAAGAGUUUUCACUCUUUUCGGGAGAUUCCUCGUUUUCUCUGUUUUCGACCGCGGUCUGGACGUGUGAUAUAUGCAGUUAACUUUUGCCGUGCAGAACUGAAAAGCUCGCCCGGUUGUUGCUGGUGCCGUUGGAUUCUUUCUUGUUUCGUGUGUUCAGUUGAUUUGCUUAAAAUUAUUACGAUCCGCGCGGGAAACCGAUCCUCUCGGAAGGAGGAAACAUAGCCGAAGAACGCAACCGUUUAGCGUGUGAUCUCGUUUGCUAAAAAGAAGAUUACAGAUAAAUGCUUCUGCUAGAGGAAAAGUGUGAAGCGGUUAAUUGAUACGAGCGGCGGAAGGAAGAUCUAGGUGAUUUUUAAACUAUCGAGAGCCAUUUUCUUGAAGCAGACAGGCAGGAGAAUUGAAUUUAAGGCAAGUGUUGUGGAAGGAAAAAUCAUAACAAUCGACCAACAAACGCUAGACGCCCUAUAAUUGGUAAUCUGGCUAUAACCAGCUCGUGGGCUGCUCGUUCAAGUCCGUUAGGCUCAACCCAACGCAAUAACGCGUGUGGAGUUUUCGAAGAAUUAGGAUUGAAAGUGUGUGCUAAUUAGAUUAACGUUACAGUUUGCAAUUCCUGUGGCCAUAUUUUCGCUUUCCAUUGUACCUCAGGAGGAUCCCCGGGGGUAGAAGAGAAAAGAAAACGAGCGAAAGUGAGAUUGUUCCUGCGGGACAAGUUAGGUUCGAAACAGGAAAGAUUGUGUGAGAGUGUGCGGACGGUCGUUAGUGGUUUGUUCCAGUUUACCGCUGUGGUCGGACGUACAGGUGCUUUUCAAAAACGAGGCUCUACGAACAACCAGGAAGGAUGAAGCUGAAAGUGGAACUUCUUGUUUUGAUGGUGAUGAUAGCAGGCAGUCACGCCGCUAGCAGUGCUCAGCUGGGUGCCCCUUGUCAGCAUGAUAUGGACUGUUCGGACAGCAUGCGCGGCAGCUACUGCACCCUGGAAGGUUUUUGCGAGUGUUCUCCGUUCUACGUGCGACUAAACGAUACCAAGUGUUUACCAUCCCAGCUGCUCGAAAGCGAAUGCAUCCUGUCGGAUCAGUGUGCCAUGCGUGUGGCUAACAGUAUUUGCGAGGAGGGUCACUGUCACUGCGAGGCUGGAUUUCUGCAGUUUCGAAAGCACACCUGCUUGUCACCCGCCCGGCCUGGAACGGUAUGCUACAGUCACGCGCACUGUCGCAUGUGGGCCGAAGACAGCCAUUGCGACUUUCUAAUUCCAAAUUUAUUUGGCCGGUGCCAGUGUACUUCCCCGGCUCGCCAGGCGGGACCAUCCUGCGUGGUGGAAUCACCGGUCGCCGUUGCAGUGGAGGGUGAGGAAAAGCAGCAGACGGAAGACCAGCUGCCCAUCAUUGCCAAACCACAGCAGCAGAAACCGGAUGAGCAGCGUAUUUCAACUACCACCGAGGACGAUUCAGUCGUAGUUGAUAAUUUCAUGACAAAUGUGCAGAAUUCCGACCAGGAGCAGCAGAUGGGACAAGCCGAGGAGAAUGUCCAUGUGGAACAACAGGGAACGCAAGGCGAGGAGAGUUCGACGGCCAGUGGUAGCUAUGAUGAAUAUGCCACCAGUGAGGAAAAUGAAUCAAACGAUGAUUCCAAGAGCACUUCUUUCAUGCACCAAUACGAGAAUACGGAAAGGUACACGGCCGUGGAACAGGAGGCGGAAAGUAAUUUCCAUAACCACGUUGAACACGACACAGUUGAAACCACCCCUUUUCACGAAUCUACUGAUUACGACCAAUAUUCUUCGGAGGCCUCGACUACAGGGCUCAAUGACGAAAGUUACGAAUACGAAAGCGCAAGCCACGAUGGCGAAGAAUCAGAUGGCUACUAUCACACGCAGCAGAACAAUCACCACCCACAAGAGGUAGAACUUCUCGAGAAGCACAAUCACAUCUCCGGAGAAGAUCAUUCCAAUCUGAUUGAAGGUGAAGACGAUUCCACACCCAAAACAAGCCAUGAAUCGUAUGAGUUAACCAAUGAUAGCUCGGAAGGAUAUUCUACAACAACUGAGUUUCUGAAUGACAAUAACCGCCGACAGGAAGUUACAAACGUGGUUGAAACGACGGAAAUAAACGAAACGACUCCUGAAUCCCAAACCGAGAAACAAGUCAAAGAAAACGAAAUUGAUGGAACUAUACCGGAGCAUACAACUCCGACCAUGGUCCGAUUGGCUAGCAGAACGACAGCGAUGGAACCGGAAGCCCCUAUCUCAACAACCGUUGCCACGCUUCUAGCCGAAUCAGAACCAGUAACGACAACGACAGAGCGAAUGACUAGUACUACACCAGAAGCUACUACGACCACCACAACAACAGCUUCGCCCCCUUCAAACAUAGAUGGCAGCAUCAGAGUAAAGCACCAUGGCAUUCGGACACGUGUUGAUCUUGGCGAUGGGCCAGUCUCGUUGGGUUUGGCGUGCAUAAACAACCGUCAGUGUCAGAUGGCCGAUCCCUACACUUACUGCAACGAGCUGGGCCGGUGUGAAUGUUCUCAUUCGCAGCAACAAUAUUUGACCACGGAGCUGGCGACGGAGAAUACAUGCAAUGCUGCCAAUACCGGCUGCUCACGAGGAACGUUUCAGUGCCGCUCGAGUGGAAUCUGCAUCAGUUGGUUCUUCGUGUGUGACGGUCGUCCGGAUUGCAGCGAUGCCUCGGACGAGGAGUGCAACUUUUCGCUGAAAUCCAACAUCACCAACUGUCCGGCCCUGUCAUUCCGCUGCGAGAAGAGUGGCCGCUGCAUCUCGCGGGCAGGCAUCUGCGACGGAAAGAUCCAAUGUCCCCAGGGUGAGGACGAGGUAGGUUGUGAUUUCCGCAAGUCCCGCAAGUGUCCGGAGCAUACGUUCAUGUGCCGAAGCGGAGAGUGCCUUCCGGAGUACGAGUACUGCAAUGCGAUCGUGUCGUGCCGCGACGGGAGCGAUGAACCUCCACAUCUGUGCGGAUCACGAUCGGUACCGAAUUUCUUUGUCAAAUUGCUGUCUGGGCCAAACAGUCGCAGCAGAAACUACUGCCCGUUGCGUUGCGGUAACGGAAAUUGCCGCUCAACGGCUAUUGUUUGUUCCGGCCGAGACGGUUGCGGCGACGGAAGUGACGAGGAGAGCUGCUCGGUUUGUCGCUGUCCAGCACCGUCCGUGUACGAGGAAACUGCGUCACCUGUCCUGACAGCGGCGGCUUCGACUUACACCAGCAGCAGGUCCAGGCAGCGAGGUCGAACUGGUCGCAUUACCAGUAAUUGGCACCUACAUCAGCCACAGCCACAACAAUAGGACAAUCGUCGCUACUUUUUACCGAUAUGAAAUGUCUUUCCAUUUCUCGCACUCCGCCGAUAAAUUGCAACUCAGUAGCAACCGAGUUCAAUUUGCUUCAAAAAAGCAAUGCAAAUUUCUCCAACCCAUGCUGAGAGUAGUGUGCAAA